UGUGGGAGGGAAGAGCAGCGGGGUCAUCUUCGGCGGAAGUCGCAAGUGUUAUCCAUGAGAGGCGAAAGGGUGUCGGGGAUGGCCGUUCGCGGUGGCGGCCAUGGGUUGCGUAAAGAAGAGAGGGAGGCCGUGGCGAUGGCAGUGACUGCCGUGGUCCUUAACUCGGUGGGCGACAUGUCGUCCACGGAAAGCCAGAAGCGUUCGCAGUUGCGCGUCGUCGAAGCACCAGAUUGCAUGGCGGCGUAUGAAGUGGUCCUGCAAUUGUGCACGACGCUCUACUCCGGUGUCUUCCCGCGGGAAACGCCACGAUGGUGGACCAAACGAAGGACUGGCGGAACUUGGGAAGAUCUCCGGUUGCGUGACGACACGACGGAAGACUACUUCCGCGACAAGUUGCGUAUGUCCAGGGCUGUCUUCAUGCAGAUCAUUGCCGCAUGCGCCGCUCACAUCGAGAAGAAGGUAACACAUUACAGGAUGCCAUUGCCUGCGGAGCAGGUCAUUGCUUUCACGUUGUAUAGGUGGGCCUCCGGGAAGACGUUCGAGAGUGGCACGUCAGCCUUUUGCAUCGGCAGGGCCACUGGACUGCAGGCCGUCGGCGAUGUAACUUCGGCGCUGUUGAUGGCGUACCCCGAAUCCAUCGAGUGGCCUGUUGGGCGGAGACGUGUGCAGAUACUUCGGGCCAACUUUAUCAUCUAUUUCAGAACUCACAGUAAGCACAUGGACAACGAACCGCUGCAAACCAUUCCAGCACUUCAAGGUAAUCAUCAACUCAAAAUGAAUUAGAAAACGCAUGUCCCGUUCUGUAAGGUUGGAGACCAUCUACUCUAAACAACAGCUACACGGCA
Molecule: messenger RNA, 845 nt
Organism: Chara braunii
Lineage: Eukaryota; Viridiplantae; Streptophyta; Charophyceae; Charales; Characeae
Source: the annotation of a GenBank genome assembly